AUGCAGCCUUCCUGUAGCAAACAGGUUCAGGCCAACGUCACCUACUGCCAAAAGGACCUGGUACCACCGCUCCCGCCAGUGGUAUUCGGACGCGGACCAGCCAACCCUCCCGUACAGACUCCCAAGCAAGACUACCCGGUGCUGAUCACAGAUGUGACCGGCCACGAGGAUGACUUCAAUCUUCAGACUCAAGGCAUUGAGUUCGUCCGUCAUGAGAGUAGCCUGAAGGAUGAGGAGUUCGAUAACGAGGACCUCGUCAGGAAGACUUACUACCAAGAGAUCUUAGACCUGACAAAACAAGUAUUGGAGCAGAACCCCAAAUUGAACAGCCCAGACAAGUUCCCCACCGGCCCAGUCCACGGCGUCCACGUAGACCAGCACCCGGCCGCGGCGGAAGGCUUCGCGCGGCGCUGGCUGGGCGACGAGGAGGCCGACGAGCUGCUGCGCACCCACCCCCGGUGGCAGAUCAUCAACGCCUGGCGGCCCAUCCGCGAGGUCCAGCGCGACCCCCUCGCCGUGGCGGACGCGCGCUCCGUGCCCGACGACGACAUCCUCAAGGUGCGGCUCGUGUACCCGGACCACGAGGUCGACAUCCUCGAGGUGAAGGCGCCGCUGGACCCGGAGGGGGAAGGGACGCACCGGUGGUACUUCAAGGACCGCAUGGGGCCGGGGGGUGUGGUGCUGUUCACGCAGUUUGACUCUACUGGGCGGGCGGAUGUGCCGAGGCGGGUGCCGCAUACUGCGUUUCGGGAUCCCAGGGUGGAUGAGGGGGCGGCCGAGGCGAGGAGGAGUAUUGAGGUUAGGGUUGCGGUGUUUUAUGAUAGUGACUGA
This is a messenger RNA of Diaporthe citri, 831 nucleotides long. RefSeq lists its product as uncharacterized. Gene Ontology annotation, molecular function: oxidoreductase activity. Bases 1 to 831 code for a protein of 276 amino acids. Lineage: Eukaryota; Fungi; Ascomycota; Sordariomycetes; Diaporthales; Diaporthaceae. The transcript is spliced from 3 exons. The record is from RefSeq and is a predicted model, not a curated record.